AAUCGUUCCUUCCGCAGAAUUUGAAACGUGUUUCGGUCUAUUAAAUUGCUAGAUAAAGGAUGCCCUGGUUUAAUUUCCAUCGAUCCGACCAAUUCUUCGAUGAGAAAAAAAAGGGAAAGAAAGAAAAAUAUCCAAUUAUAUCUCAACGACAAUUUCUCUCCUCGAUGUGAAGAAAAUAAGAGCGCAGAAAAGUACAGGUCCAAAAAUCAUCCCCACCACGGAACUCGUGAUUCCAGAGGAACCACUUGUGGCUUCCACGCGUUACAUCGCGUCUCCGGACCGGGAUGUUUCCGCAACGAGGAGCAGUCCGCAAAGCGCGGCCAAAGAUAAGCGAUAUCAUCCGCAACAACAGAAAUAUUGAUACAUUAAUUGUGUUGUAUUAUUAUUGUGUUGUAAAUUUGCGUAGAAAAGAAAUUGGAUUCAGGUAGCUCGGUUCCAGCUCGAACGUUUCUCGAUUGUUCUGUUUCAGAAUCGUUUCGCUCGCACGCGAGCGUCGUCGUCCCUCGUUGCGUGGUAUUUUCUAUCCGUCUUCGUCGCUCGUUCCGCCCAAGAGGUGUCUCUCUCUCUCCCCUUCCUUCGCCCGCUCAUCGAUUUGCGAAUCGCUCGGUCCUUGUCGCGGAACAGGUCAGACCUUUCUUUUCUCGCCUCUUUGUUAUUUCCGUGGUCGAGAAAUUUCCAAGGACACGCAUUUUCUCUCUCUCUCUCUCUCUUCUCUCUUCUCCCCUGAAAAAUAGUGCUCGUCUCGAAGUGACCGACCGAAGUUCCAACGCGAAAGGUUAUCGAUACGGUUACGUAUUUCUCCGGCCGGCGGGGAAUUAAACGAUAAGGCCUACUUGUAAAAUUCCGAUCCUUUCGAAAAUACAUCGGCAGUGCAAACAGAUCAUUUGCAUCGAAUCAUUUUCUCCGUCCUCCUCCUCGUUUCCUUUUUAUUAAACUCGUUCGUCGUAGUAAAGAAGCGGUCACGUGGUCUAUUUGAAUGAAAUGAAAAAUUGUUUAUAAUUAUAGAACUAUAGUUGCAGGGAAAUUAUUUGGAAAUUAUAUGAAAAUUGUCUAGUUUAUUUAAUUAGGAUGUAUCGAUGAAUUGAUAUGUAAUAUGGAUAAAAAAGAUAUACGAAAUCUUUUGAAACCCAAAUAAAAAACAAUAUUUGUAUAAAUAACGAGAAUCUCGGGACGAUAUGAAUAGUUUAUAAAAAGAAAAAGUUCGGUUUUUUGCAAAUCGAGAAGAUAACCGCGAUUGCCACUGGUUGAAAAUUUAUUAAAAUUUCAAUUUUUAACGAUAGAGAGCAAAAGAGGAGAGUGUAGUGUAUUUAUUCCUUAAAAAAAAAAAAAAAGGAAAAAAGAAAGAAAGAAAAAAUAAACAAUUAUCGGUUUCCAGAGUUUCAAAUUUCGAGAUUUUCCAAUAUUAAACGAAGUUUCGAAUCCCAAUUUCCCAACGAAUCUAAAUAUCAAAUUUCGAUUCAUUUUUUAGAAAAAGGAUCGAUCACCAAAACGUUAGAUAAAUUUCAAUAUUAAAUUCCCAAUAGCUUAGAGAAGAAAAAAAAAUGUUAUUUUCGAACGAAAAUAACAACUGGAAAUUGCCGAUCGCGCGAUAGGUUAUUCGGAUGCGAAUAAUCCGGCAAGGUUGCGCUCGGUACACAUCGUCGAUAUUCGGACCUUUCCGUUUCCUUCGCGUCUCUUAUCACCGAUUAAUGACGCACGCCGCCGCCGCUGCAUCCAGACUCUCGCAAAACAAAUCCCCACCCCAGCCCAGUUCCAUAAAAUCGUAAUAUCGGUUGCAUAGGAGAUAGCUAGUGAAACUCGGUGAAUACGUACGCGCGAAUGGUAAGGCGACGGCCUUAAAGCGAGGAAAGCUUGACGCGAGAAAAAUAAAGCGAGAGAAAAGAGGGGUCGAAGCUUAAGUGUAAGGUCUCCUUCCCGGCUGAACGUAUAUACACGGUACGCGUAGAGAGGAGGGGGGAGGCAGAGAGAGAGAGAGAGAGAGAGGACAAGGCGGCGCGGGGCAUAGGUUGAGAUCGCAUCGCAUCGGUAUCGCAUCGGAUCGCGCGUCCUAUCGUAUCGUUUCGUAUCGUAUCGCAUCGUAUCGUAGGAAGAAAAGCGAUGGUGGGGGGUGGUGGUUGGCGAUGGCAAGGCGGGGAGGGGACGGCGUCGGCCUAAGAAGGGGCUCUGGCAAGGGGAGGAAAAAGCUAAAAGGAGGAGGGAUACACAUCGAACGAACGGAGGAAAAGGAGGCAGUGGCGGCGGCGAUGGCGGCUGGUCGAGCAGGGGUAGGCGAGACGGGGGAGGCCAGAAGAGACACAGAGGACGGUUCCGUGGCAUUUGUAGCAUUGGGAAACACGUGAGACACAGCAUCGUCAGGGACAAUCGUGAUCGAGGUGGACGUUCAAACUCGCGCGUAAAUGCUUCGAAGGCCAUCGUCUUGGAACCAUUCGUCCGGUUGACAGGGAGCCGGGUUGGUUUCACUUCGAGAACGAGCCCAAAGACUGACUCUGCAUCGACCAAUACCUAGUGGGGGAAGAAGGAAGGCCGAGAGGGAUUAAGGUGAGGCGAAGAGGAAGGAAACGGAUCUAAGCGGCGAACGGUUGGUUGAAUUGCCAGGUCCGCGCAUGCUUCAGCAACGAGGCAGUUCAGUAACGACACCUCCCGCGACGUCAUCCUCCAACAUGUUCCCUCAACAGUAUUGCCUACGAUGGAAAUACCAUCACAGCAAUCUACAGACCAUGUUCUCACAGCUGCUCGAGCGGCAAGCUUAUUGCGACGUCACUCUGGCCUGCGAGGGCAAAACUCUCAGAGCGCACAAGGUGGUUCUGUCAGCGUGCAGCACGUACUUCGACACGAUUUUGUCCCAGUACGAGGAGAAGGACCCCAUUGUCAUAAUGCGGGACGUCAAGUUCUCAGACAUCAAAGUGCUGGUCGAGUUCAUGUACAAGGGAGAGAUUAACAUCGACCAUACGAGAUUGUCGUCCCUGUUGAAAACCGCGGAGGAUUUGCACAUCAAGGGUUUGGCCGAGGUGAGCUGGCGCAGCGAUUCGACGCAAAAUGAUCUAGGAAAUAGCGGCCACAGUCCUGGGGCGGCGACUCCAGGCGUCGAGACGGUCCUCAGGGAAGGAGACGCUGACGAACCGCCACCUCCAAAGCAGAGACGCAGAGGGCGCCCGCCUCUGGACGAUCCACCCUCGUCUCACGACGUCUUCACACCGAAAAUCACAUGUAUCACCGGAAAUGUACGUCAAUCACCGAGAGAUUUCUUUGACGCGCCUGUUCAAACCUCCUCGAUUUCCCAGGAGGAAAUGAUGAGCGAGGGCGGUGACCACGAGAGUUGGGACGACGAGAUGAUGAUGAACGAAAAUAACGAAACGCCACUGCCGGUGCUAUCGUACAUGUCCAAGGAUGACAACGCGUCCGACCAGGAAAAGAAAGCGCCUACCACUCCCUCGAAUUCCAACGCCACGAAUCCAUCGAUCCCCGAGCAAUUCCGAGACGUCGUGAAGAUGAACGAUUACCUGACGACGGGACGCCGCCAAGAGUUCUGGGAGGAGCCGUUCACGCGACGCGUUAUGGAUGCCAUCAAGAGCAAAGAACUGGAAAUGAAGACUGCCGCCGAGAUACUUGGCGUCUCCUACGGAACCCUCUAUGGCAGAUAUCGCGACAGUUAUGGUUGCCUUAAACAUCCGUAUAGAGUAAGGGACUUUUGGUCAGAGCCGGGGCCAGCGGAAGUGUUAGCCAAACUGCGAAGGAAGGAGAUCACGUUGUUCCGUGCAGCCGAGUUCCUCAAUGUGACCGUCCAUACGUUGGCUACUUAUCUGUCGACGCUACAGGGGCCGGACAGAAUCUCGUUGGCGGGCGACUUGAGCGUUGCGUCGGGCGCGAUCGACGGUAACAACGAGACGGCCGAGAACAACGAGUCCGUGAACGACAUAUUGCAAAAGAUCAACGCGAACGCGGCCACAACAGCGACACCGACUACCUCGACGCCUAUCAAGAGAGAGGGAGGGGGGUACAUCGAGGUGCCGACGCCCGUCCCGAAACCAGCGACCUCUGUACUCGAGAACAAUCCGGACAUCACGAUCGUGAAGACGGAGAGCAUGCCGCGCAAACGGGAGUACGCGAAAGUCUCGAACACGGAGAACAACAAUGCGAAACUGAUGAGUGGUGGGGCUGUGAGCGAGGUGACGCAACAACAGCAACAGCAGCAGCAGCAGCAGCAGCAGCAAAAGAUCACCGACCCGUUGUCGUUGAACAACGACAACAGCAAACCCUAACUAUUCAGGCCUUAUCUGCAACCGGCAAAUCCCCGUGCACCGAGCGCUAACUACAGAUCCGAUCUGUGCCCUCGAAGAUUCUAUUCGAACGUGUUUACUCGCUUCCUUACGAAUUUUCAUUUGAAAUAGAAGGUACGAAGGUGAAACGCGUUCCGCUGUCCAUGUAAUUAUUUGUCCGUCGUGAUGUAUCGUGAUGUCAUCGUUGCAGCAGUUUUGCCCUUCCUCCGUUGUGGCGCUCCACGCGCGGCCAGCCGACGCCAUUUUUUCGUAGCUUUAGACAAUCCCGCGUGUACGAUCGUGUCGACAUCAUGUGGCAUAGGCAGGAGUCGCGUGCAAAUGUCGGGCAAAACUGUGCGGCUGCGAGUAAACUGCGGAUAAACGAGGGAUAAUCUAUAAAUUAAACGGAUCUAACAAACAGGCCGACAUAUUUGUCGAUGAUAAACCUCGCGAAGCGAGGAUUUGUGUUCGGUGAUCCUGCCUUUCUCCGGGAUCCGGCUCGAUUCUAUCCCGUUGCACGAAAGCAACGCCAGCCGCGUUAUAUUUUCCGAAUGAAAACGAACAGAGUGCGUCGAACUAGAGAACGAUUCCUUCUUAAGAAAUUAGUACCUAGCGAUACGGUUCUUCGUUACUUCAAAAUUGGUUCGCUUAAUCCAAAGUCGGUAGCGAUUAUUGAUCGUGUUUGGCCUUCGUGACAAGGAACAAACAAAGAAGAAAGGGAAAAAACAAAAAGGAAGAAAAGAAAUGAAUGAAAGAAAGAAAGAAAGAAAGAAAGAAAGAAACGUGUAAUAAAGUUCAAUCGAAGUUCCUUUUGAAUAACGAUGUAGGGUGUAUCGCGAAAAAGAAUGCCUAGACUAUUUUCUGCCGCAUGUGUCUGUAUGGUAGCACGUAAAGAGCGACAAUAUUAUUCACCCGUAGACCCAUCAGUAUAGUGAUCCCAGAGUAACAAACUCCUUCGAGAAUAGAUAUGUUUCUCGUGCGGUUGUCGUUUUCAAACAAAUAAUUUGCACGAGCGUAUAUUUCAAGCGGUAUAUGAAAAUACACUUUUGCAACGGGAGCCUUAAAUCCUUUGAGUGCUAAAAAAAAAACAUUUUACAUAUGCGAUUUAUGCCGCAAGAUUAAUCAUUAGAUAUAUAUAUAUAUAAAUAUAUAUAUUAUUAUAUACAUCGGUCAUUUUUCAAAGCAUAUCGCACGAUGUCGAAAUUUAUCUUUUUUUUUUUCGAUCGGUGUGAUUUUUCUCAGUCUCAAGGGAUUCAUCCGCGGAGACGAUCUUUUCCUCGCUAGGAAUCCUCGAUUUUACAGCCAACGUUGAAACGUUGACGAACGCGUUGAAAAUUCAUUGCGUAAAUGAAUGGAUAUGUAAUCAGUACAAUUCUAUUUUCUUUUUUUCUUUCGCUCACUUUCUAUCUCUACUUUUCUCUCUGCCUCCCUUUCACUCUGUUUUUAAAACAGUAUAAUAUAGAAUUUAUAUAUUGCACUUAUAUAGAUGAUAUUUUUUUAGAAAAGAAAAAUUCGUUUAAGCGUAUACGCGAGCUUUCUUUCCUCCUUUUUUGUUUUCUUCUUUUUUUUUUUUUUUUUUUUAAUUUUUUAUUUCUUUUUUUUUUUAUGUACAUAUACAUAUUAUUACGUUGUUGAUAUUUUAAGUGGCUUUUAUACAAGCAAUUGCUGAUCGAUAUCAAAGAUCGCUUUAAAAGAAGAUAACACGUAUAACGUCCAUUGUAAAUAUUGGUGCAAUAGCAAGACCUAAAAUUAAUUAAUCUUAUUUGUCACAGAGUGCGUUUAAUCGCUAUUUUAAAGAAAGAAAGAAAAAAAAUGCAAAGACAAAGGUGAAACGAAGAAAGGACAUACAGUUUUUGUGUCGUGCAAUUGUGUUUCGUAUCUUCUGGCCGUAAAAGUGAGGUUAGAAGACACGAAAGGGAAUUAAAAAAAAAAAAAGUCGAGGGAAGAUAAUUCAAAAGAUAUAUCCAUGUGACGAUUCCCGUUAAUCAAUCGAUAUAAUGCCUUGUUGGUGCGUGCCAACUUGGAAAAAUUUACGUUUAAAUUUUACUUUCAUAAAAAAAAAAAUUGUUCGAGGCACAGUUGUUUAUAUCGUGUCUAAGCGAGACUAGUAGACGUGAAACGAAAAAUUAAGUCGCACGCGCGCAAUAUUAAACCGUACUCCACGAGAUAUUUCAACUGGAAAAACUUUGAGUAUUCCUGUUCGCUGAAGGUAACAAAGCAAAACAAAACAAACAAACAAACAAACAAACAAAAAAACACUAAGUAAGAAGUAAUAGUAUAGUAGAGGUAUUCUCGAUAUGAUAUUUUUCGACGAUAUAAGACUUAGUUACGUUGAGAGGACUCAUGCAGAGAAGGGUACUUGUAAAGUAAUCCAGAGGAAAAUGUAUUUGUGAAAAACCGGACGCACACAAAGGAAGAACACACAGUGUCGUAGAGAAGGGUAGUAAUGAGGAGAGAUCGAAAUGAUUAAAAAAAAAAAAAAAGAAAAAAAAAAGUGG
Molecule: messenger RNA, 6754 nt
Organism: Apis mellifera (honey bee)
Lineage: Eukaryota; Metazoa; Arthropoda; Insecta; Hymenoptera; Apidae
Product: zinc finger and BTB domain-containing protein 20
Exons: 9
Coding region: 2604-4259 (551 amino acids)
Biological process (GO): regulation of transcription by RNA polymerase II
Cellular component (GO): nucleus
Molecular function (GO): protein binding
Source: RefSeq, a predicted model, not a curated record